Molecule: messenger RNA, 4019 nt
Organism: Brassicogethes aeneus
Lineage: Eukaryota; Metazoa; Arthropoda; Insecta; Coleoptera; Nitidulidae
Source: the annotation of a GenBank genome assembly
CCAACCAGGCUUUCAUUAUUUGUAAUCUAACGGGACUUAUGGAAAAAGUUUCCAUUUAUUUUUAAUUCCUUAUAUUCUACCCUUUUAUUGAAAGGCCAAGAAUACAUCUUACCUUAGGCCGGGCAUAAACUUCGGCACAACGAGUUUACGUCUUUUUAAGUGCGUCAAACCAUACCAAUUCUCUUUUAUAUUCAAUUUAUACAUCCCAAUUCAAUUUAUUUCAUCUUUUCUUUAUAUUAUUCUUCUGCACGAAAAAAUCAUGAAAUUUAAAACGUGUUUAAAUACACUACCUAGGUGUGUUAUAAUCCACAUAAUCUUUUAGCAAACAUCAAAUAAUCUGAAUAAACUUUAAAACACGUCGCUCAAAAUGUAAUACGUAUAGUCUUAGCGCAUAAUUGUUGUUUAGGUGGCCCAUAAACAAUUUGCUGUAUAAUUGAAGAAACAUAAAUUGUGUGUAGUAGGAAGCAAUUGGAUAAUAAGAAGCCCCUUUAGUAGAACGCUCCACGACUUUAACAAUUUAACAAAUGCGACAAGAACAUUCCUUUCAUAGAAGUGAACUUGUGAUUUUAAUAUACAUAAUAUGAUUUGACAUCAAUAGUAAGGUUAGUUUUAAUUCGCAUUUACCCCAAUGUCUAGUGAUUUUACAGGUUAAGAAAAAGUGUUAAAAAUGCCUUAAUAUUCGAUUCAAUUUAAUUAUGGAGGAAAACCAUACAAAAAUUAUCAAAUCGGAAAACGAUGUUAUGCUACCAGGAAUAAAUAAACAAAAAAUAACCAGGGACCAGUUAGUCGUCACUAAAGAAACCACUUGUGGUAUAUGGUUCAUCAAAGGGCCCAACAUACAAAAAUUUGCCAAUAAAAAAGCAUAUGUUUUUCUCUACGGUUUUAUAGGUUGCAUUUUUUCCGCUGCGUACGCCUAUUUCAAUGGAACAAUUACAACGCUCGAGAAACGAUUUAAGAUACCCAGCAGAACCACAGGCAUAAUAACCGUUGGAAAUGACUUGAGUCAGCUGCUUCUCUCGGUAAUCCUGAGCUACUACACAGGAAGGGGUCACAGGCCAAGAUGGAUGGCGCUCGGAAUGUACACGGUCGUAUUGUUUUGUCUAUUGACAGCCUUGCCGCAUUUUUUGUACGGCCCUGGAAGCGAUGCCUUGUCGCUGACGGUGGAGUAUAAAACGAGCGAGAACGCGUCUCUGGAUGCCUUGCAACGUCAAAUGAAAAAGUCCCUGUGCCACGCUAAAAACUCGACGGACUCGGAAUGUACAGCCGAGAGCGGUACUUAUUCUCCACAAUUAAUUUUAUUUGCCGCACAGUUUAUAUCUGGGAUUGGUGGUCCACUUUACUACACCCUCGGCGUAUCUUAUAUGGAUGAUAAUAUUAAGAGGUCGAAAACUCCAGCAUUGUUCAGUAAGUCCCCGUUUAAUUUUAUUGAACGAAAACAAACUUGCACAAUCGUUUUAGGUUUUUCGUAUUUCAUCCGGAUGCUGGGUCCCGCUAUCGGCUAUGGCUUGGCCUCCAUAUGCCUCAAAUUAUACAUAUCACCUACACUAACACCCACCAUUGAUAAUAAGGACCCUAGGUGGCUUGGAGCCUGGUGGUUGGGAUGGAUUAUCCUUGGAGGAUUGCUGUUUAUUUUCUCCACGUUGCUCGCCUUUUUCCCCAAAACUUUACCCAGGGCAGCCGUUAGAAAGGAGUUACUAAAAAAACAGAUAUCCAAACUGUCGCAAAAAAAUGAGCCUGAACCCGAAAUUAGGGCUUCGUUUAAAGAUAUGGUGAAAACAUUUCGCCGGCUGAUAUCCAAUCCGAUUUUGAUGCUCAACAACUUUGCCGCGGUGUUUUACUUUCUCGGAUACAUGCCAUACUGGAUAUUUCUGCCAAAAUACAUCGAAACUCAGUAUCGACAGUCUGCUUCGGCGUCCAGCCUUAUUACUGGUAGUGCUGGAUUGGUAUUUUCAGCUGUAGGUAUCCUGUUGUCAGGCUUAAUAAUAUCCCGAUACAAACCUAGAGCUAGAUACUUAGCGGCUUGGAACGUUUUAGUGGGAGCCAUUUCUGUAAUGGGCAUAAUUUCUUAUGCCUAUCUAGGAUGUGCCGAGAAUGAUAAUAGAGAGCCACUUUUGCCCAAUGGAGAAUUGAAUCCAGUAAUGGAAUGUAAUUCGAGAUGCAAUUGCGAUUACGUGAAAUACAAUCCAGUUUGUUCGCAAGAUGGCCGAACGAGCUUUAUAUCGGCCUGUCAUGCCGGCUGCAAACGUGUCACUAAAUCGAAUGGCACUGAUAUAUUUUCGGAUUGUUCCUGUAUUCAGCAGCAAAUAAUAACAAAAAUGAAGAAGACUUUUACAAAAGAACAUCUUUAUCUCGAGAAUGAAGGCUACGCUCACUCGGGAAGUUGUCAAGUAGAUUGUCUCUAUCAGUUUUAUAUAUUUUUAGUUGUUGUCUGUCUGCUGAAAUUCAGCGGAGCCACAGGAAGAGCGUCAAACUUUCUAGUUACAGUAAGGUGUGUCGAGGAAAAGGACAAACCAGUCGCCAUGGGCUUUGGCCUUAUGCUAAUGAGUCUUUGUGCUUUCGUUCCUUCGCCAAUAUUAUUCGGAACAAUUUUAGAUAAAUCUUGUUUGGUCUGGGGCAAAACUUGUUCAGGGAACGGUAAUUGCUGGUUGUACAACGGUAAGACCCUGAGGUACACCAUGAACUUCACGGCGGCCAUUUUCGUUCUGAUCGGAACAAUAUUCGAUGCUGGAGUGUGGUACUUCGUUAAAGGUUUAAAAAUCUUUGACGAAAGUGUGGAAUUGGAAUUGGAAGAUUUCACAAAUUAAAUUAUUAGUCUUAAUGGUUUAUUAUUUAUGUAAUAAGGAAGAAUAAAACGAAUAAUAUUUAUUUUGUACAAAAAUUUAUUGGAGAUGAGAGAGCGUUAUAAAUCGGUUUCACAUAUUACUGAAUCGUGAUCAUCGCCGACAUUGUUAGCUAAUUCUCCUAAGGAAUCAUUGGUUCUAUUUGAAUACUGCUGACUACUUCUUUGAAUAAAUUGGUCAACUUCGGCUGCUGAGUCUUCAUUUACUUCACCUUUAACAUUUGUUUUUUUAUACAAUUCUAAAUCCUUAAUCAGUAAUACAAGUAUAGCUGUGAGAAUAAUAGAAAUAAUUACUCCAACCACUGUGGAAGAAGCCAAAAAGUUUGCUAAAUAAGUAGAAUAAUAGCGGCAUUCACCCGUUUCUUCAUUACGAAAUUUACAAAACAAAUCAAGGAUAUUUAUGUAAAUAAUCCUUACAGGUAAAUACGGUAUAAUUCCUAGUAAAGCGGACUGAAAACCUAUAGCUGUGGCUUUAUCCUUUGCAGGUACACAUCUUAAAAUAAUUAUUAAGUUUGUCACCAUAAUAGUAGCUAGUAAUCCCGUCGUUAUAAUACCAUUAACUUGCGAUACAGCAAACAAAACAUUACAAUUGUCCCUAAUGCAAGGACCUUCGGUAGCCUUUACACCGUUGCCACAUCUACAAUCAGUAUAUUCCACUGCAUUACCGCUUGUGUUGGAUUUUGUCGUGCAUCCUGCCAAGCAUGGAGAAAAAAAUGUCUUAUCUCCCAGACAUACAGGAUUAAACAACUCCGCGUUAGAGCAAUGGCAUCUUGCACUGCAGUAUGGAAUGCUGAUGACGCCAUCUAGCUCGCUGUAUAAACUCCUAUUGCAAGAUAUGAAUUUCGUGCUUGCAAAUGAUAAAAUAAAAACAACCAUAAUCACAAUAUUCCAUAUGGUUAGAGUUUUGGCUCUGGGUUUGGAUUUGGUAAUAAUUAAUCCAGAAGUUAUUAAACAGCAGCAAAUGAAAGGUUCUUUGAGUAAGUUUGUCGUGUACUGCAUUAUUAAGGGAUCACUAUAACCGGAUGUGUCCUGUUUGUUUGGUAGCAGGAAUUUUGAUUGGUUGUAAAAGUCCUCGAAAGUCUCAAAGUUUAUUAAAACUGACUGCAGAACUAUAUUCGCCAGAAUAUUUACAAUGUAAGUUCCAUUUUUUAACAAUCUAAACAAUGUUGUGAAUAGGCCU